Molecule: messenger RNA, 3663 nt
Organism: Limanda limanda (common dab)
Lineage: Eukaryota; Metazoa; Chordata; Actinopteri; Pleuronectiformes; Pleuronectidae
Gene: spata20
Product: spermatogenesis associated 20
Exons: 16
Coding region: 151-2607 (818 amino acids)
Biological process (GO): carbohydrate metabolic process
Source: RefSeq, a predicted model, not a curated record
GUGUGUUCAAUGAGUGGCUAACGUUAGCUUAACAAGUGGCUAACGUUAGCUUAACAAGUGGCUAACGAUAGCUUAACAAGUGGCUAACGUUAGCUCAACAAGUGGCUAACCUCAGCUCAGUGAGGUCACAGCGACACUCGGUGGAUUAUCAUGUUCAGGCUCGCAUGGCGUCGCUCGGUGUGCACACGCUGUGAGCCCGUUCGCCUCCUGACUGCGGGGGUCUGUGGAGCGGCCGGUGGGCUUCAGAGCUCCGGGGGCAACGCGAGGGGCUUCGGACUCACUCCCCCCCCACUAGCAGGCGACGGGUCCCCGCUGCUCCAUCCUCAGCCAGCCCGCUACCUCAGUCCGUCUGUCUUCAUGAGCAUGGCAUCAGGGGGUGAAGGUCCAUCCUCCUCUCCUCACAGACACACCAACAGGUUAGCCAAGGAGAAGUCCCCCUACCUUCUACAGCAUGCACACAACCCUGUCGACUGGUAUCCAUGGGGACAAGAUGCUUUCGACAAAGCCAGGAAUGAGGACAAACCUAUUUUUUUAUCCGUGGGCUACUCCACGUGCCACUGGUGCCAUGUCAUGGAGAGGGAGUCAUUCGAGGAUGAGGAAAUUGGAAGACUUCUCAGUGACAACUUUGUCUGCAUCAAACUGGACCGAGAAGAGAGACCUGAUGUGGACAAGGUCUACAUGACCUUUAUUCAGGCAACAAGUGGAGGUGGAGGAUGGCCCAUGAGCGUUUGGUUGACCCCUGAUCUUAAACCUUUCAUCGGAGGCACCUACUUUCCUCCUAGAGACCAUGGGAGACGACCUGGACUCAAGACAGUCCUCUCCAGAAUCAUGGAACAGUGGCGGAAUAACCGUCCUGCUUUGGAGUCCAGCGGGGAGAGGAUCCUUGAAGCUCUAAAGAAAGGCACGGCCGUGGCUGCGAACCCCGGGGAGAGUCCACCUCUGGCCCCAGAUGCAGCUGACCGCUGCUUCCAGCAGUUGGCCCAUUCUUACGAGGAGGAGUACGGAGGCUUCAGAGACGCUCCCAAGUUCCCGAAACCAGUGAAUCUGAUGUUCCUCAUGAGUUACUGGUCUGUGAACCGCACCACGUCAGAAGGGGUUGAGGCUCUUCAGAUGGCCUUGCACACGCUCUGCAUGAUGGCGCUGGGAGGCAUCCACGACCACGUGGCACAGGGUUUUCAUCGUUACUCCACUGAUUCCUCCUGGCAUGUUCCGCACUUCGAAAAGAUGUUGUACGACCAAGCUCAGCUGGCUGUAGCCUACAUAACUGCCUCCCAGGUAUCAGGCGAGCAGCUCUUUGCAGAUGUGGCUCGGGACAUACUGCUCUACGUCUCCAGAGACCUGAGCGACAAGUCCGGGGGCUUCUACAGUGCUGAGGAUGCAGACUCUGUCCCAUCCUCGGGGGGGACAAAAAAGCGCGAGGGGGCUUUCUGUGUCUGGACAGCCUCAGAGGUUCGGGAGCUGCUGCCAGACGUGGUGGAAGGCGCCAGUGAGCCUGUCACUCAGGCAGAUAUCUUCAUGCACCACUAUGGGGUCAAGGAGCAGGGCAACGUUGCUGCUGAACAGGACCCCCACGGGGAGCUGGAAGGUCAGAAUGUGCUGAUCGUGCGUUAUUCCGUGGAGUUGACGUCUGCUCGCUUUGGCAUCAGUGUCGAGAAGGUGAACGAGCUCCUGGCUGCUGCCAGAGCCAAGAUGGCAGAAGUGAGGACCAGUCGGCCACGCCCACAUCUGGACACCAAGAUGUUAGCCUCCUGGACUGGCCUGAUGCUGUCGGCCUACGCUCGUGUCGGAGCUGUGCUGGGGGACAAGGCCCUGCUGGAGAGGGCCACACAGGCUGGCCACUUCCUCAAGGACCAUCUGUGGGACGCUGAACGGCAGACCAUCCUCCGAACCUGUUACCGCGGAGACGAGAUGGAGGUGCGACAGAUUUCUCCACCCAUCUCCGGCUUCCUUGAUGAUUAUGCUUUCAUCAUUUGUGGCUUGUUGGACCUGUACGAGGCCACGCUGCAGACGGAGUGGCUGCAGUGGGCCGAGGAGCUGCAGCUCCGGCAGGACACGCUGUUCUGGGAUGAGGUGGGAGGAGGCUUCUUCUGCAGCGAUCCCAGCGACAGCACCGUGCUGCUGCAACUCAAAGAAGAUCAAGACGGAGCUGAGCCCAGUGCUAACUCAGUGUCUGCGUCCAAUCUCCUGCGUCUGUCCCACUACACUGGAAGACAGGAGUGGCUUCAGAGGUCCCAACAACUGCUGACGGCUUUCUCUGACCGUCUGACCAGGGUUCCCAUAGCCCUCCCUGAAAUGGUCCGAUCCCUUAUGGCCCAGCACUACACCCUCAAACAGAUCGUGAUCUGUGGCGAGAGGGAUGCCCCGGACACCACAAGUCUCCUGGCAGCAGUCAACUCCCUCUUCCUACCACAUAAGGUCCUGAUGCUCGUCGACGACGAUGACAACUUCCUGUGCCAGCGUCAGCCUGUCCUCUCCUCCAUGUCGCAGCAGGGCGGAGUCGCCACAGCCUACGUCUGCCAGGACUUCACCUGCUCUCUGCCUGUCACCGACCCUCAGGAACUGCGUCGCCUCCUGCUGGACGGGGCCACAGACACGCAGGCAGAAUGACGACAAAAUAAUUUUAUUUUUGUGAAAUCCUCGGAGACUCUUCUCUCUUAGCCUGUCAGCCCAUAAUUCACUUUUUAGGGUUUGCUGUAGUAGUCUGUGUCUGUCAAGAUUAGGAUGCCAAGGCUUACAAAUUCAAUAUGCCACAUUAGUAGGAGAUGUUACCUUGAGCUCAAUGGGACCUUUCACUCCUCUUUUCUUCAUAAGAUACACCAGCUUUAUAUACCUCAAAUACCAAGUUUCAUCGUAGCAGGCUUACUGGUCUCAGGUGCACAAACAUCCUUAUAAAGAAAUAUGCACAGCAGCAGUGGCAGCUUUCUGAAAACACAGCACUCUGUAAAAAAUGACCAGGCUUGACUGUAAGCCCACAAAUAAACUACAGACUCUUCAUAGACCAUAAUCGUAAAACCACUUGGAUGAACUGGGCCGUGAGUAUUUUGCAGAGGAACCUGUCGGCCCUGUUGUCCGCUCCUCGCUCCACGUCACAUGGAUCUGACAGUGGACGCCUGCAUGCCCUGGUUGUGUGUGUUAGUGUGUUUAAAAAGAAAAAAAGUUGGUUUGCAGGCUUGUGUAUCCCUGUACCUGAAUUGUAAAGUUUUAUCAUGUAUGCAUUUGUUUUAUCUUUUUCUUUUUUUCCCUUUUCAUUUGGUGUAAUGCAAGAUAAUAGAUGAGACAUUAGGAGACAGACUGUACUACAAAAAAGAUAGAAGGAAAGUAAAUGUAUUAAGUCUUUGUCUAACGGGGGAGGAAAGGAACAAAAAAAAAACAUAAACCAGCAACAACUUUUUUCUCAAUCAUUUUUAGUGCUUCAGAAUUGAGAGGUUUCCCCUCCUCAGCCGCCCCCUGGUCCUGGGGAGGAGGCUGGCUGACGGGGGUGCACCUCAUCACCAUUCACCCCUCCUGAGCAGCCCCCAGACCCGAUUGGGAGAGAGUCUGUUCUCGUCGGGAGAGGGAUUCAAAUGUUAUGUCUGUGGAACGUAUGUCUCGCACACGCCUCACACUUGGCACGUGUAGUGAUAAUGGCAGAGUUCAGUAUCAAUAAAAUCUUCAUAAACAGCC